CCACGCUGAUUGAGUGCAGGAGUAGUGCAGUGGUAACUACUUCACUCAGCUGUCGGCAGACGACAAAAAGAGGGAAAUGAUGAAUUCGGACAAUUUAACCUCCCAAAGCUUCCUCUCUGCGAUUCAUAGCAAUGCCAGCAAUUUAUUCUCAGGGCUCCAGUUUGUUCAGACCUUCAAGCCACUCAUCAUCCCCUGCUACUCGCUAGUGGUUUUUAUUGGUGUCAUUGGGAAUUACCUGCUCAUUUAUGUUAUCUGCAAGACAAAAAAAAUGCACAACGUCACCAACUUCCUGGUAGGCAAUCUGGCUUUCUCAGACAUGCUCAUGUGUGCAACCUGCGUACCCCUGACACUCGCGUAUGCCUUUGAGCCCAGAGGAUGGGUGUACGGGCGUUUCAUGUGCUACUUUGUUUUCCUGAUGCAACCCGUCACUGUGUUUGUGUCUGUCUUUACCUUGACUGUCAUAGCUGUGGAUAGGUACUGUGCCAUGGUGUACCCAUUCCGCAGGAGGCUCACAAUCCCUAUUUGUGCUUAUAUCCUGGCUGCUAUUUGGCUGCUGAGCUGUACCUUGGCUGCCCCAGCCUUGGUCCACACUUACCACGCGGAGUUCCCAGAACUGGACUUCUCCAUCUGCGAGGAGUUUUGGUUCCACAUGAAAAGAGAUCGCUUAGCUUACGCCUACAGCACUCUCAUCAUCACCUACGUACUGCCUUUGGCUGUCAUCUCCCUGUCCUACCUGAGAAUCUCAGUUAAGCUGAAAAACCGUGUCGUCCCAGGCAACGUCACCCAGGGCCAAGCUGAAUGGGACCGAGCAAGGAGGAGAAAGACUUUUCGCUUGCUAGUCUUGGUGGUGGCAGCUUUUGGAGUCUGUUGGCUGCCUCUGCACAUCUUCAACAUGAUAAAGGACAUAGACAUCAGCUUGAUUGACAAGCAGUACUUCAAUUUCAUCCAGCUGCUGUGCCACUGGUUUGCAAUGAUGUCUGCUUGUACCAAUGCCUUCCUCUAUGCCUGGCUCCAUGACAGCUUCAGGGGGGAACUGAAGAAAAUGUUUGCCUGGAGAAAGAAGAAAAUUGGACCCACUACAAAUUGCAUUAUGGCCAGUGUGGUGCUGUAAAUGAGAGCUGGUGGGAGUGCACUUCCUUUGUAAGGUAGCACUGUAAAGUCUUUGCCACUAUUAAUUAGGCCUGAUUCCUGACACUUGUCCUCAGGGCUCAAUUAGAACAACACAAGUCCCGUGUGUAGCUUCCCCAGCACCUCCACUCCUACUGGACAAGGAGACACAGACGUCAAGUCCCAAAAAUGUCUACACUGCUUUGACAGGAGUUUGAGGCCAAGGAGAUGUCGGCAUGAUAAGAUACACAUAAGGUGAUGCGCAUUUACAAGCUUAUGUAAACUACAGGGACCCCUCCUAUCUGUUUUGGAUAUCGCUGGCAGUACAGACAUGGGAUUUAGGGACAGGGAGAAGCGAGUAUGAAUAUGAGACCUAAAUAUCUCAGCGAGGAAGUGCUUUGGAUUGGGUAAAAAUUAAAUCUGCGUAUCUACCCAGCGUCCAGUCCUUAGCACAGGAUCCAGGGUGGAGGACUAGCAAUACUCCUGUGGUCCUCUUGGGUAAGGGCCACGCUGAAGAAUAGCCUAAAGCUCUCUGAAGUGCCCGUCCUGAGCAGCUGCCUCAGCUGUGGGUGCAAAACCACGUUGGUAGGAGCUGCUCCGAGCCUCCCUCUGCCAGUUGAGUUGUGCUGGUGGCAGCAGCGUGCAGGGGGCUCCCGCUCCUGAGGGGUGUGUGGGGUGAUGGUGUCAGCUCACCUGCAUUCCCUCCCAGUGCUUCUGUACCAGACAACCGGUUUGCUUGCGUGCCUGGGCACCCACGUGUGGAUGAGGACUGCGGCCCUUGGUGGGGUGUGCUGUGUCUGCCCUGCGUGGUUUCCUCCCUCACUGCCAUUUUCUCCUUGCCGCUGGCCGAAUGGAUGGAAUCGCAGCCGGGCUGCUCACCUGCCUGCCACGGCCAACCCCAUCAGGCAGAAUCCGUGCUUUAGCCUUUUUGAACCCAUUAUCAUCAAACCCAACCCGCCUGUGUCUCGUGAACCUGCAGCACAGCAUGUGGCAGAGUGAGAUGCAGUAUUGGGAGAGGGGAAAUAAAAGCGGGGUGAUGUUAUUUCUGUGAGGUGCAACCGUGAUGCAGAGUGUGCGACAGCCUGUUUGGUGGAUUUGCUGGUGCCGUCACCAAGGAUGGACAGACUGGAAAUAUAAUGUGUAGUGGAAACUCAUCCAAAUAGGGGGAUAUUAAAACACAUCACCACUUUACUGACAUUGAAUUGUGUUCCUGCUGUUGCCUCACGUAACCCCAAUUUGCCGACCCUACCACAAGGCGGCUGCCAGAGGAGUGGAAAUCAUCGUAGAUUUGCCAGUGCCGAGAUGUUUUCUGCUCAUUCCUUGAGGAACUGAUUUAGAUGUGUGGCAAUGCUGCCAUCAGCUUUGAUCUCCAGAGACAGGCAGAGACUUUGACACUGUCUUCAGGAGCACUUCUGAAGGUGUCUGUUAUGAGACAGUGGGUGGAAGGGGCUGUUGACAUUGAGCCGUGUAUCAGCAUUGUGUGACCAGUCAAAGAAAGACCUGUCAAACGGAGCGGAGUGGCAAGUGCUCUCUUUUGAAGGAGUCUUUUGGGAAGAAACAAUUUCCUUUGACAUUCACCUUUCAAUCAGAUGAGGGAGUUAGAAGCUAUAAUCAACCUAAUGGCUUCUAGUCUCUUCCUCCCCCUGUCUGAACUGAAAAUACCCGAGAUAAUAGAUAAGCAUAAGGGAAAAAGUUCUGAAAGCAGACAUUGUUUCUGAAGAGUUUUCUUCCAGCCUGUGGAGCCAGAAUGUGGGAUGGCAUGAGGGACUGACUGAAACUGAGCUGAGAUCAGCUGGAAAAGCAGUAUGAUCCAGGGGCAGUUUUGGCCGUUGUCACCAAGGGCAUCUAUCCAACCGCAACUGCCCAUGGCCAGAACCUGUCCUGGUUCGAGGGUAUGGGCUGCAAGGCAAUGCAAUUAGAUGAGGAGGGAGAGGGAAGAAAGAGAGGAUGGUUUUUCUAGUUUGUAAAUGUACUCCUACUGUGAAACCGUGAAUAUCGUUUUGCUCAUCAGCGUUCAGUAAGGUAAUCUGGUUAAAAAAACACACAGCUGCAUAUUAUGCACACACCGGGAAAAGCAUUGGAAAAACAUUUGAAACCCCUUCUCACAAAUUUCCUUAGAAUUUCAAGCUGUUCUGUUGCCGGUAAUGAGGAACUGGAUAUUAGAAGCUGAUUACAGAGACACCGAAUCAAAGUCUUUUUAAAGCGGGUUUUACUUGCAUUCUCUCUGUGAUGAAGCGUAUCUGCCUUUCUUAGCUUGAUUUCAAGAUUUGAAUGACUUAUUAAAAAGCGUUUUUCUUUUGCUGAAUUUUAGGAAAUUGUUCUUCCUUCAAGCUUAAUAUAACAAAUUACUCGAAUAACUGGUGAUUUUGAAAAGGCAAAAAACUCUUCCAAACAAACCAAAUAAUAAAUUUUAUAAGCCUUUCAACUUCUGUUUCAGGGCUUUUUUGAAGAGAAGAGAGAGUAGGACACCGAGAGAGCACUGAAACGACAUUGCAAAAAGCACCCCUAAAUAACAACAAAAUCCUGACUUUUAGAGAUUUUUCUUCUAUGAAAUUAUGUUACUUCAAGCUGUUAUCAGUUUGUAAAGGCUAAUUAGCAUUGAGAU
Messenger RNA from Chroicocephalus ridibundus (black-headed gull), 3712 nucleotides. RefSeq names its product prolactin releasing hormone receptor (gene PRLHR). The record is from RefSeq and is a predicted model, not a curated record. Gene Ontology annotation, biological process: G protein-coupled receptor signaling pathway. The coding region runs from base 77 to 1111 and encodes 344 amino acids. Gene Ontology annotation, molecular function: neuropeptide Y receptor activity; neuropeptide binding. Gene Ontology annotation, cellular component: neuron projection; plasma membrane. Lineage: Eukaryota; Metazoa; Chordata; Aves; Charadriiformes; Laridae. The transcript has a single exon.